Messenger RNA from Nematolebias whitei (Rio pearlfish), 1096 nucleotides. RefSeq names its product serum paraoxonase/arylesterase 2. The transcript has 9 exons. The record is from RefSeq and is a predicted model, not a curated record. NCBI's taxonomy places the organism in Eukaryota, Metazoa, Chordata, Actinopteri, Cyprinodontiformes, Rivulidae. Gene Ontology annotation, molecular function: arylesterase activity. Bases 10 to 1080 code for a protein of 356 amino acids.
UGGUCCAACAUGGCUGCCAUGAAGAAACUUCUGGUUUCGGCUGCUGUUGUUGCUCUGGCGGUGUUCAUAGGACAUGCGUUCGUCAAACUCAAAAACAUGUCCCUCUCCUCCAGAAAAAUGCCGAUGAAACACCUCAACUGUCGUUAUUUAAAGAAUAUAGACUAUGGAGCUGAGGAUAUCACCAUACUUGAAGAUGGACUGGCCUUCAUAAGCACAGGGCUGAAAUAUCCUGGAUUGCCAUCGUUCUCUGAUGAACCUGGGAAGAUGUACGUUUUAGAUCUGCUGCAUCCAAAUCCGACCCCGGUGCUGCUGCAGAUGGAAGGAGAACUGGACCUCCGCUCAUUUAAUCCGCACGGCAUCAGCGUGCACAAGGAUGAAGCAGAUGAUUCUGUGUAUCUGUUUGUUGUCAAUCACCCUCAUCACAAAAGCCAGGUGGAAAUCUUUCGUUUUGUUGAGGAGGACACACUCGUGCAUCUAAAAACUAUAAAACACCCCCUACUGUACAGUGUGAAUGACAUUGUUGCGGUUGGAGCGGAGCAUUUCUACGCCACAAACGAUCACUAUUUUCAAAACACUGCUCUCCACUUCCUGACUCUCUUCCUGGGUCUGCCCUGGUGUGAUGUGGUGUACUACAGUCCAGAGGAAGUGAGGGUGGCAGCUGAUGGGAUUAUGUCCGCAAACGGGAUAAACAUAUCUCCUGACAAACGGUAUAUUUACGUUUCGGAUAUCAUGGACCAUGAAAUCGAUGUUUUUGAGCGACAACAUGGGGAACAGUUGGUGUAUGUUAAGUCUGUAGCUGUCGGAUCACUAUGUGAUAACAUCGAGGUAGAUCGCAGAACGGGCGACCUAUGGGUCGGUUGUCAUCCAAACGGCGGGAAGCUUCUAUCCUAUGAUCUCAAAGAUCCACCUGGAUCAGAGGUGCUCCGGAUAAAGAACAUUCUCUCGGAUCAGCCGGUAGUGACCCUGGAGUAUGGUGAUGAUGGCCACGAGUUGAUGGGCUCCUCAGUAGCAACAGUCUACGAGGGAAAGUUGCUUAUCGGCACAGUUAUUCACAAAGCCUUGUACUGCAUUUUAAAAUAAACUUGAAUAUUGUGUA